Endocarpon pusillum Z07020 is the source of this 396-nucleotide messenger RNA. RefSeq lists its product as uncharacterized. The record is from RefSeq and is a predicted model, not a curated record. The coding region runs from base 1 to 396 and encodes 131 amino acids. NCBI's taxonomy places the organism in Eukaryota, Fungi, Ascomycota, Eurotiomycetes, Verrucariales, Verrucariaceae. The transcript has a single exon.
AUGGCUCUUACUCCUAGCACCAUGCGCCCUAAGAGAGUUGUUGAACUCUUCGGUCCGGGCGAUGAGCUUCCCUGUCAUAAAGCUAUGACUCUCAUCCGAUCUGAAGUCGGCCAGGGCGGCCUUUUAUUGCGCUUCGUCGUCGUCGGAGCCGGCAGUUUCCCAAGAGGCAAUUACCCCUUGAUCAAAGUGGCGAUUGAAAUCCCAGAGGAGUAUUCGACAAACACAAUCAUCAUGGAGGCUUCCAUGACGUCCAGCCACGCACUCUGGUUUUAUGUUCGCGUAGAUGGUGAUCAUAAUCUUGCUUCUAUUCACCGCACUGUUGAUGGUAUUGUCACCAUUGACUCUGAUCAUCUCGUCGUUGUCAACCCAUACAUUCGACAAAUGGCUACCGCGUGA